CGCACGCACUCUGCCCUGCCUUGUGCGACUCUUCUUCUUCUUCUUCUUCUUCUUCUUCUUUCUUGUUCUCCACUGCACUUGUCCGCCUACUUAGCUAGCCAUUGCUAGCUACUACCUCUCAUCUCCACCCAGACAGACCCAGCCUCCUGGCAACUCCCAUUAAUUGCUUCUCUCGCCUCGCUCCGUCUCCGUCGCAUGCCACCUCCUCUGCCUCGCUUCACGGCCGCCUCCGCAGCAUCCGCCGUAGCCACCACCGCGCGACUGCACAGGCCGGAGUUCUCCACAGCAACGGCGGCGGCCAUGGCGGGGUCACAGAAGAAGCAGUCGCAGCCCCCGGCGGGCGUCGCCGACAGCAUCAUGCCGCACCUCCUCAACAUCUAUGGAUCGUCCGCGACGGCACGGGACUUCGAGAUUUACGCGCCGAACGCGACGUUUGAGGACCCACUCAUGCGUGCUCACGGGGUUAAGCAGAUCAAGUCAGCAUUCUACACGCUGCCAAAGGUGUUUGGAGAAUCCAAGAUCACCGAAUACACCGUACAAGAGAAUCCCAUGGGGCCGGGCAAAACCGAGGUUGUGAUCGAGAACAAGCAGCAUUACAAGGUGCUGGGCAAGGCGGUGGACCUGACCACACUCAUCAGGCUGCAGGUGGAGAACGGCAAGGUGGUCAAGCACGAGGAUUGGUGGGACAAGAAGCCUCUGAAGAACAGGGACACGGUGGGCCUGCCGCUGGUGGGCCGUCUCGCGGAGGCUAGCCGGCGGGGCGCCAUGCUGCUCACCCACGCCCUCAUGGGCUUCGGAAACGACCCUAAACCUUCUCCACACUAGUACCAGUGUCCAUUUUGCCGCCACGUCAAUCCAAUCCAUCAGUCAGCAGUACUCCAGUGUAGUGUGUAUUUCGGCUGUGCCUUUAGCUAUUGAUCAAUCCAACGGAUUACACGUAUACAUUAUUUACUGUAUUCUCAUCUUGCCUAUACUAUUAAUUAACAUGAU
Sorghum bicolor (sorghum) is the source of this 990-nucleotide messenger RNA. RefSeq lists its product as uncharacterized. Lineage: Eukaryota; Viridiplantae; Streptophyta; Magnoliopsida; Poales; Poaceae. The transcript is spliced from 6 exons. Bases 196 to 825 code for a protein of 209 amino acids. The record is from RefSeq and is a predicted model, not a curated record.